Messenger RNA from Apis laboriosa (Himalayan honeybee), 1022 nucleotides. Its product is annotated as probable histone-lysine N-methyltransferase set-23. NCBI's taxonomy places the organism in Eukaryota, Metazoa, Arthropoda, Insecta, Hymenoptera, Apidae. The record is from RefSeq and is a predicted model, not a curated record. The transcript has a single exon. Gene Ontology annotation, cellular component: nucleus. Gene Ontology annotation, molecular function: protein binding; histone H3K9 methyltransferase activity; zinc ion binding. Bases 159 to 914 code for a protein of 251 amino acids.
UUAGAAUUCUUUAAUAAUAUAACUGAUAUAAUGAUAUAACUCAUAGUUUCUAUUAAGAAAAAAGAAACGAAAACAAAACAAUUGUUUGCUUUAUUUUAAGCUGCUUAUUUUUAAAAAAUUCUGUAAAACUUUUUUUAGUUUUUUCGUUGAUUGCUAUAAUGGAGGCGAUUGCAUGUGCAGAUAAAUAUGAACAUACCAUAUCUGGUGUUAUGUAUGUAGAACAUAAUAUACCAGGCCCUGGAAUAAAUCUGGAAGAAUUCGAAUUAGAAUAUUCAUUAGGUUGUUCAUGUACAAUUCAGUGUUCUGAUUGUUCAUGUACACGUGGUUCUCCAAAUUAUAUUAAUGGUCGAAUAUUAGAUGAAACAUUAUCAAGACCAAUAAUCGAAUGUAAUUCUCAUUGUACUUGCAAAGAAAAUUGCGAUAAUAGAGUGGUACAAAAUGGUCCAUUAGAUAGUCUAUUUGUAUCAGAAAUUGAUGGAAAAGGACAUGGUUUAUUCACAACUAAAUAUAUUAAGAAAGGUCAGUUUAUUUGUGAAUAUGCUGGGGAAGUGGUAAGUAUUGAAGAAGCAAGACGUAGAGUCGAGAUGAAUAAAAAUAGUAUGAAUUAUGUUCUUGUGGUUUCUGAGCAUAUUGGUGAUCGAAUAAUAGUAACUUGUAUAGAUCCCAAACAUUUUGGCAAUAUUGGACGAUAUUCUAACCACAGUUGCGAACCAAACACGAAUCUUGUACCUAUUAGAGUUGAAGGACCUGUACCUCGAUUGUGUUUAUUUGCAUCCAGAGAUAUAGAAAUUGAUGAAGAAAUAACUUUCAAUUAUGCUGGAGGAAUUACUAAUUCUAUUCAUAAUUUCAGUCAUACGAUCUGUCUUUGUGGCUCUACUAAUUGUCAAGGCUAUUUGCCUCAUAAUCCUAUUUAAAAUUAUUAUGUUUUUUUAAUAAAUUGAUCUAAGCAAAAUUUAUACAAUUGGAAAAUAAUGUUCUAAAUAUUAUAGAGUUUUGUAAAUAUAUUGAAUAGAUUUUUAAUA